AUGCGUCGGAGAAAUGUCAUUACUCCCUCGACAUUCGAAAAGAUUGCUGAUGCAAUGAAGCGUCGAUAUCCGAACCAAGACUGUACUGGCCACAAAUUGGAAUACGCCUUCAAACAACUACGUGUUCGCUGGAGAAAGGGAAGAGGGGGAUAUCCCCGACGACUGGGAGAUCAGGAGCAGUUCGGUUCGGACCAGGACGCUACUUCCGAUGGUGAGUCGGAGCAGUCUGAUGCCGAAGACGAAUACGACUCUUUCGACGAAGACAGGCCCCUAUUGCCCCCUGCUGAACGCGGAUUCCAGAAGGUUGUCAGACGUUUUGACUUUGCUGAUCGCUAUGACAAAUGGUCGGUGAUGGACGUUUCUGGCGUAUCUACAGAUCCGAAUGAAACGUGCGGUGUCAGUCUAGUUUUCGACAAGAUACCCGGUAAGAAGGAGAGAAGAGAGUAUAUCGAAAGUAUGCUCAAGAAAUACUGCGGCGACUUCUCAUAA
Pestalotiopsis fici W106-1 is the source of this 489-nucleotide messenger RNA. RefSeq lists its product as uncharacterized. The transcript has 2 exons. The record is from RefSeq and is a predicted model, not a curated record. The coding region runs from base 1 to 489 and encodes 162 amino acids. Lineage: Eukaryota; Fungi; Ascomycota; Sordariomycetes; Amphisphaeriales; Sporocadaceae.